CUUGACACAGACUGGGUGCCACGAGGCGGACAAGGGCGGACCAGGUCAUAUAAAAGGGCGCGGAGUGCCGCAGGAGGAUUCAGUUCUUCUCUGUCUCUUCGUCCACCACAGUCAUGAGGAUCCAGGUCCUGGUGGUGGUGAGCCUGGCUACGUGCCUCUUGGGGGCUAAACUACCAUAUUCAGCCUCAUCUGAGGAAGACAGUACCACUCAGGUCUUGAGUCGUACUGUCUCUGUGAAGACCCCUGAGAGGAAAUCCAGUGUUAUCUCACACUUCCUACCUGCCGAUCACAGAUAUGAAGCUACGGGAUCUGUUAACAUCAAUAAAGGCCCUUCUUCCUCUAGAGCUGCCACUCCUGCACCUGUUAGUGCACCAGUUGCCAAAGUUCCAGCCCCUCCAGCACGCAAAAGCCCUGUAUCCAUUGCACGCACUGUGAGUGUAAAAACUCCAGAGAGAAAAUCAAGUGUCAUCUCUCACUUCACUCCUGCUGACCACCGUUAUGAAGCCACUGGAAGCGUAGUGAUUAACACAGGCUCUUCUGGCCCAGCGAGAUCACGGCCCGCACCGGUGCCUGUGCCAACUGCACCACGUGUUGUUGCUUCUCCUCCACCAGCCCCAGUCACGCCUUCCCCCUCGCCAGCUGCUAAGCUAUCGCUAUCCCGUACUGUUUCUGUCAAGACUCCUGAAAGAAAAUCAAGUGUUAUCUCUCACUUCACACCUGCUGACCACCGUUAUGAGGCUACUGGAUCCGUUGUCAUCAAUCAGUCUUCUGGAUCACCCUCUGCUGCUCGAGUACAAAAGACUCCUGAAAGAAAAUCAAGUGUUAUCUCUCACUUCACACCUGCUGACCACCGUUAUGAGGCUACAGGAUCUGUUGUCAUCAAUCAGUCUUCUGGAUCAUCACGAGUAUCAUCCUCAGCUGCUCGUGUGCAAAAGACUCCUGAGAGAAAAUCAAGUGUCAUCUCUCACUUCACACCUGCUGACCACCGCUAUGAAGCCACUGGAUCUGUUGUCAUCAACCAGUCGUCUGGAUCAUCACAAGCAAGAAAGACUUCAUCCUCUGCUGCUCGUGUCCAGAAGGUGUCACUCUCUCUCACCCGCACUGUCUCUGUCAAGACUCCUGAGAGAAAAUCAAGUGUCAUCUCUCACUUCACACCUGCAGACCACCGCUAUGAAGCCACUGGAUCUGUUGUCAUCAACCAGGCUUCAGGGUCAUCACGAGCAACCCAGGCAUCAUCUGCUGCUCGAGUCCAGAAGGUCUCAUCUGCAGCUGCUGCCUCUAAGCUCUCUCUCACCCGCACUGUCUCUGUCAAGACUCCUGAGAGAAAAUCAAGUGUCAUCUCCCACUUCACACCUGCUGACCACCGCUAUGAAGCCACUGGAUCUGUUGUCAUCAACCAGUCGUCUGGAUCAUCACAAGCAAGAAAGACUUCAUCCUCUGCUGCUCGUGUCCAGAAGGUGUCACUCUCUCUCACCCGCACUGUCUCUGUCAAGACCCCUGAGAGAAAAUCAAGUGUCAUCUCUCACUUCACACCUGCUGACCACCGCUAUGACGCCACUGGAUCUGUCGUGAUUAAUCAGUCGUCUGGAUCAUCACAAGCAAGAAAGACUUCAUCCUCUGCUGCCCAAGUCCAAAAGGUAGCAAUUCCAGCUCCAGCUCCAGCUCCUGCACCAGUUAGACCUGCUGUUUCUGCUGCUGCACAAGCUGCCUCAGCUGCAGGUUCAUCAGCUUCUAAGCUCUCUCUAACUCGCACUGUAUCUGUCAAAACACCAGAAAGAAAAUCUGGUGUUAUCUCUCAUUUCACACCUGCAGACCACCGGUAUGAGGCCACAGGGUCAGUUGUCAUUAACCAGGCUUCUGGUUCCUCUAGAAAGACGUCCUCUGCCUCAGCAGCAGCUGCUGCUCGUGCUCAGCAGGCAGCAGAAGCUGCUCGUGCCCAGCAGGCGGCAGAAGCUGCUGCUCGUGCCAAGCAGGAAGCAGCAGAAAGUGCUCGUGCCCAGGAGGCAGCAGCAGCUUUACAUGCUCAGCAGGUGGCAGAAGCUGCUCGUGCCCAGCAGGCAGCAGCAGCAGCUUCUUCUGCCUUAAAGUUAUCACUGUCUCGCACUGUCUCUGUCAAGACACCUGAAAGAGAGUCGAGUGUCAUCUCUCAUUUUACGCCUGAAGAUCAUCGUUAUGAAGCCACAGGUUCAGUUGUCAUUAACCAGGGUUCUGCCGGUUCCUCACGAAAAACCUCAAGUGGCUCAUUUAGCAGCCAAGGUGCAUCGUCUGUGAGCUCUAGUGCUACUGGACAAUCAUCUUCAUCUCGUGGCGCACAGUCUUCAAGUUCUAGGAAGCAUGCUUCCUCAGGAUUGGCAUCCUCUUCCAGUGGCAGUGGACUGGCAUCCUCUUCCAGUGGCAGUGGACUGGCAUCCACUUCCAGUGCCAGUGGAUUCUUGUCUUCAGCUGGUAGACAGGCAUCCUCUUCCAGUGCCAGUGGUCUGGCUUCCUCAGUCAGCAGUAUCAAACAAGCAUCCCAGUCUUCUUCCAGGUUUUCUUCAUCCUCAGCUUCAUCAGGAUCUCGCUCAUACUCAUACCGCCUCGCAGAGCCCUUUCGAGGUGGAAGUUCCUUCUCAUCAGCUGACCUGAUGGAAGAAAUGUUGGCUUUCCGGGCAGAAGCAGCCAAGUCUGGUGUCGCUUACCCUGAGUUUAGAGAUACCGGCGAUGGCAGCGGCUCUGACCCCUACGCCUUCAACGUCCGAGUGGAAGACCACGAGAAUACGAAUUACCAGAGUCGAGAUGAAUGGGUUGGGGAAGACGGCAUAACCCGCGGCUGGUAUACCGUGCUGAUGCCCGAUGCCUUCUUCUAUAACUACUCCUACAUUGCCCACCCCAUUAAAGGUUACCAGGUCACAGUCAGCAAGCAGGAUUCGGGCAUCGACAUGAAGGAUGUUGAAGCCGACAUCUUCGCCCCGGCCACCGUCUUCUCGAACAAGGGUAUCACCAGGUUCUCUGACUUCGCCAUCUCCGGUGUAAACAACCAAGACGAUGGACCCAACCUUAACAUGGAGUUCGACGUCAACUCGGCCGCGCUUUUCGCCCAGUCCAUGGCGGAAGCGAUGCAGAAUCCCCGGUCAUCGACGUCCAGCUCUAGGCCAGUAGAGGUACAUGGAGCACCUGCCCAUAUCAACGGGUUCGCGCUCGUCCGUGACCACGGUUCUUCGGGAUCCUCCUCCGGUAGCAGGUUCGCUGGCUCAAGCAGUGUCUCAUCUGGGUCCUCCUCCGGCAGCAGCUUCACAGGCUCAAGCGGUGUCUCAUCUGGGUCCUCCUCCGGUAGCAGGUUCACAGGCUCAAGCGGUGGCUCAUCUGGGUCGUCCUCCGGCAGCAGGUUCACAGGCUCAAGCGGUGUCUCAUCGGGCUCUUCAAGUCAUAGGUUUGGUUCUUCAAGUUCAUCGUCAGGUAGCUCUUCCUCCUCUGUGAGUGGUGGCUCAUCGUCCUUCUCAGGAAGUCAGUCAUUUUCCGGUUCAUUCUCCGGGUCAUCUUCGUCGGGAGCAUCUGCUGAAGAGUCUCAGAUUAGACAGUCAAGUUCUGGCUUCUCUGGUGCAUCAGCAGGGUCGGCAGGUUCCAAGUUAUCUCUCACCCGCACAGUAUCAGUCAAGACUCCCCAAAGAACUUCUGGAGUCAUUUCCCACUUCACACCUAAGGACCAUCAGUAUGAGGCCACUGGAUCAGUAGUCAUCAACCAAGCUUCCAGAGGAUCAUCAUCCUCUGCCGCUCGUGUCCAGAAAGUAGCAGUAGCCUCAGCUGCAGCUUCUUCUGCCUCCAAGCUCUCUCUUACUCGCACCGUCUCUGUUAAGACCCCAGUAAGAGAAUCAAGUGUCAUCUCUCACUUCACACCUGCAGACCACCGCUAUGAAGCCACUGGAUCUGUUGUCAUCAACCAGGCUUCAGGGUCAUCACGAGCAACCCAGGCAUCAUCUGCUGCUCGAGUCCAGAAGGUCUCAUCUGCAGCUGCUGCCUCUAAGCUCUCUCUCACCCGCACUGUCUCUGUCAAGACUCCUGAGAGAAAAUCAAGUGUCAUCUCCCACUUCACACCUGCUGACCACCGCUAUGAAGCCACUGGAUCUGUUGUCAUCAACCAGUCGUCUGGAUCAUCACAAGCAAGAAAGACUUCAUCCUCUGCUGCUCGUGUCCAGAAGGUGUCACGGGCUGUCUCAUCUGCAGCUGCUGCCUCUAAGCUCUCUCUCACCCGCACUGUCUCUGUCAAGACUCCUGAAAGAAAAUCAAGUGUCAUCUCCCACUUCACACCUGCUGACCACCGCUAUGAAGCCACUGGAUCUGUCGUGAUCAAUCAGUCGUCUGGAUCAUCACAAGCAAGAAAGACUUCAUCCUCUGCUGCUCGUGUCCAGAAGGUGUCACGCUCGAUCCCCGCUGUAGCUCCUUCCGACGCCAAUUUAUCUCUCACCCGCACUAUUUCGGUCAAAACUCCCGAGAGGAAAUCCAGCGUUAUUUCCCACUUCACGCCCGCCGAUCACCGCUAUGAAGCCUCAGGAUCCGUCACCAUCAACAAGUCCUCCGUCGGAGCCACCCGCGCCGUGACCCCAAGCGCCAGAGUAGUUCCCAGCGCCCCUGCAGCACCCGCCCCUGCACGAUCAGCCCCAGCACCCUCGCCCAAGCCAGCGGCAGCCUCUCUCACUCGCACAAUCUCCGUGAAAACCCCCGAGAGAAAGUCGAACGUGAUCUCCUUCUUCGUUCCCGCGGACCACAGCUACGACGCGACCGGCUCCGUCACCAUCAACAAAUCAUCCUAA
This is a messenger RNA of Penaeus monodon (black tiger shrimp), 4787 nucleotides long. RefSeq names its product mucin-19-like. Gene Ontology annotation, biological process: regulation of growth. NCBI's taxonomy places the organism in Eukaryota, Metazoa, Arthropoda, Malacostraca, Decapoda, Penaeidae. The record is from RefSeq and is a predicted model, not a curated record.